AUCCUGCACCUAACCUUCCUGUAAAAUUGUUUUGUUCAUUAUCAUCUGGAGUGCUGAAGGGUUUUACAGAGUUUAAACAAAAUCCCAACAAUUUGACAUGAGUCUGCGAAAUAAUCAUGGCAGUAUUGCUAGCAGCAGCAGUGGAAGCAGUUUGGGUGUGCAAUGUGUGAUACACAGUGAAAACCUGAUCCUUUACUGCAAUGAAUGCGGGGAUUGUGUAUGCCCUCGAUGCCUGGUGGGGAGCAAGCACAAGACGCACACUUUUUCACCUUUUGAGGAGGCCUGCAAGGAACAAAAAUUUCAGAUUACAAGGAAAGUGAAGGAUUUGAAGAAGAUUCAUGACCGAAUCAAGAAGGACAUGGACAGGAUUCCCCUGACGUUACAGGACAUUGAAAUUAUCAUCUCAAAAACAAAAGAGUCUGUUGAAGAAAAGUACAACACAAUUAAGGAGCUACUGGAGAAUGACAUGAGAGCAACAAUGAGCCUGAUCGAAGCAGAGAGCUUGUCAAUGGAAACCAUGAUUACAGGGCAGCAAGUGGACAAGGAGGCAUAUAGUGAUGCUAUCAUGUCCAUAAUGGAAAGAGUCAAUGAGAUGAAUGAGAAUCCAGAUUCUGAGAGUGUACAGACACUACAGGAAGUAAUGAGUUGGAAGACCCGUCUUGAAGCUUUUGUAGAUUUGCAAAGAUCAAUUGGUAAAGAAGUGCCAGCGGAGAAUGGGCGACUGAAAUCACUGCUGCGUUCUGUAGAGGAGCUGCACCAGGCUGUGAAGAAAUUGCUGCCACGAAUGUGGGAAUAUUCAAGAAAUAUUACCUUCGAUGAGAACACAGCACACAAGAAUCUGACUUUGUCAGCUGAUCUGUGUUCUGUGCAAUACAAUCCCAUACCCACUAGUGUCCAAAACAAUCCAGCGCGGUUUGAAGGUUCUUGCACUGUCCUAGUGAAUGAGAGCUUCUCAUCAGGCAAACACUACUGGGAGGUGAAAGUGAGGAACAAAGAUGGGUGGAACAUCGGAGUUGCCUACUCCUCCAUCGCCAGGAAAGGGAAAGGUAAAGAAACUGUCCUGGGAAAGGACAAAUAUUCGUGGUCCCUCCGCAUGAUUGACAAGGAAUACUACGCGCUCCAUGCUGAUGAGUCCAUUCUGCUUGAUAUGAACAGCAGAGACCACAACUGCGAACGACUGGGAAUAUUUUUAGAUUACGAAGAGGGGCGCUUGUCUUUCUACAACGUUUGCCGAGGCGUUCGCAUUCACUCUUUUAAAACAAAGUUCCGUAAACCGGUAUUUCCCGCGUUCAAUCCUGUGUCAACCGCAAAUUCAAAAAAUUAUGAACCGAUCGUGUUGUGCCACUUAGCCCCCGCCACAGAAGAGAAUGCUGACAGCGCCAAUAAAGAACUACAAGGUGAAGAGCUCUAA
Molecule: messenger RNA, 1411 nt
Organism: Carcharodon carcharias (great white shark)
Lineage: Eukaryota; Metazoa; Chordata; Chondrichthyes; Lamniformes; Lamnidae
Product: E3 ubiquitin-protein ligase TRIM21-like
Exons: 6
Coding region: 98-1411 (437 amino acids)
Molecular function (GO): protein binding; zinc ion binding
Source: RefSeq, a predicted model, not a curated record